AUGGCUCUCGCUUUGACAGAUCAAAUCAAGCAGCUCAAUGAUGCUCGGGGAAUAGUGCUAUCAAAUCCAACCCUCUACCCUCAGAUAGUUGGUGGCAUUUUACCCAUAAUUGGAGCCAACGCGAGGCUAGAGCUGCGAAGAUGGGGUGCGGAUUUUCUGGCGGAGACAUUUGCCAGUCCCGUCGUAGCAUCGAAAGCAAAAGAGCAGAUGGCCAUCAUGGCUCUACAAUUAUUGAGGGAGUUGUUGGAAAUGCCUGGCGGAGAUGACACGGCUGUUAUGAAGGGCGUGGUCGAGGCCAGUGCUAGCAUUUACCCUUCAAUCUUCAAAUAUAUCAUUGAGAAUCCUAGCGAUAUCCCUGUCUGGAAUAAUAUGAAAGCUAUCAAGUCAAAUAUACUGGGAAGAUGGGAUGCUGCCACCCUUGGUGUCAAAAUAUGUUGCAUCAAAUUCGUGCAGAAAGUCAUACAAGUACAAACACCCGGUGUUGUAGCUGAUCCUAGGCGUCCAGAGCAGAAUGAAACUUCCAUUGCCAUGGUCCCCAGAGAUCAUCCACUAAUCCCGCCUCCUAAACUAGAGCCAGAAGCCUCUGGGCUACUCGACAGAAUACUCGACGUCUUUCAGCAAAAUCUAAGCAAUGCUGUCCUCGUAAAUGCUACCCUCAACUGUCUCGGUGUGCUUCUCCGCACACGUCAAGCCAUUGCCAAUAAGAUCAUUUCUGCGGUGCUCAAUUUCAAUCCGCUCAAGCAAGCAAACUCGCCCAUGACACCCAAGGUCAAAGUUCAGAUCAAGUCAAUGGAAAGAACGACCCGCACUCUAUUGUUCAGUAUUUUCCGAAGGGAUCAAAAUCAUCCUAUGGCACCCAGGAUCAAGCAGUAUCUCGACCGGAUGGCCCAAAGUCGUAUGGAUAUAUUUGAUGAGGGUGUUUCACGAAAGCGUGCUCUCCCUAGUGAGCCUACGGACGGUCUUGACAAUGGCAAGCGACGACGACUUGGGGCUCAGGUGUCAGAGCAGCAGGGCGCGCCCCUUUCACUCAAGGGACCAAACAGUCUUGCACAAGUCUUUACACUCACCAAUGAUUCAAUACUUGCUUCCUUUGAUGUACAGCAAAUACCACAAGAUCUUGUGCUUGCUAUUGCUCAAGGGCUUCUGGCCCAUGUGAACGAGCCCGACCUGACACGGAGUAUUAGCAAAGUUCAAUCUCGCCUCCUCAGCGUUAACAAAACCCCUCAACUUGGUGACGAUGAAGAAGACUACGAGCCUGACUUUGCUCCGAACGAAGACCGCGAACAAAUUCUCAACAGAAAUGAUGCGCUGCCACCAGAGGAUGACGCACAGGUCCACUCUGAAGUUGCACUUGGUUCUUUCGAGCUGCCCCAACCUCCACCAAUAUCGCGCAAAGAACUUCGAGAGAUUGGUAAAAGCAUCGUAGGUCGAGUCUUCAACAUGAUCAACAUUCUCGACGAGGCCUCUUCUGCAAAGAGGAGAAGACUGGGACUUAACCGAUUGGCCGGAAGUACCUAUGAUCGAGACGCUUGGGUUACAUUCAUCACAAGAUUAGCAACACGCUCUUCCAUCGGCUUAUAUGAUGAAGAUGACGAAGGAAACCCAGGCUCAAGAGCUCUUGUUAAGCCGUCCGAGCACACUAUGAAUAUGGGUGGCGAGAUACGUGACCAGCUGUGGAAAUAUAUCAUGGAGAACGACUUCCGCUCUCGCAUGCAUGUUGCCAUUGCUUGGUUGAAUGAAGAAUGGUUCAAUGACCGGAUGCAGCGAAAAGCGUACGAUGCGCGACAGGAUAAGAACGACCACUUGCCUCCACCAAAGGAGCAUUAUGAGGCCUGGGCUUUGAAGAUCUUCGACAGCAUUGAGCCGUAUCUUGACGCGAGAGAACAACGGCUGCUCAUCAGGUUUCUGUCCGAGAUCCCCGCUGUUAGCGAGCAACUCAUUGGAAGGAUCAAGAGGCUUGCCAGAGAUCCUGAGCGGGUUGAUCUUACCAUCAAAUCUCUAUACUAUCUGAUUCUUAUGAAGCCGCCGGCGCGGAAACCUUGCAUUGAUGCACUCGAAGAUCUGUGGCGAAAUAACGACGAUGCUCGUGCACCAGCGGCGAAGCUCCUGCAAAAAUGGCGUCCACAUGUCCUGCCACCAGCGCCUCCUAAGCAAGAGAAGCCUGUCGAUCCUACCCCAGCGCCCUUACCCGGGACCAAAGCUUCGGAUCCUGCAAUAGCACCUGAAUCAUCCGUCAAGUCGGAGGGCGACUUAAAGAGCCCGACUACUACUGGCUUGCCAGUCGCUGCAGCCGGCUAA
This is a messenger RNA of Bacidia gigantensis, 2298 nucleotides long. RefSeq lists its product as uncharacterized. Bases 1 to 2298 code for a protein of 765 amino acids. The transcript has 7 exons. The record is from RefSeq and is a predicted model, not a curated record. Gene Ontology annotation, cellular component: mRNA cleavage and polyadenylation specificity factor complex. Lineage: Eukaryota; Fungi; Ascomycota; Lecanoromycetes; Lecanorales; Ramalinaceae.